GGGUUAUCAAUGUGCGUAACGUUAAUUCAAGCAAAGCUUCAGGCUACACUGAGAUCUGUGCUUCCUUUGAAAGAAAUGCGCUUGUGUCUUUGCCGUUCUCGCAGCCCGAUGCAAGCAGGUGUGUCCAGCUUUGAUUAUUUGGUGUCAGUGUUGCUAUGAGUUUUGUAAUGGAUGGGGGCAGCUUGGAGGUCCCCAGUGAGGGUUCUGUGGUAUUUAAAACCAGCCGCUCAGAGGACCUGGAUCUACACAUCCUCUGAAACGUACAGGGGUCUUCUGCUCUCUCAGAAUUGUGAGUUUUCUCUGCCUGGCUGCACAGACGGAGGGCCGCUAUUCAGCUCCAAAGCCCCCCAAGUUUGUGGGGUCAGAGUUCAGCUUGAGAUGCAGGCACUUUGGAGGCAGUUUGACCAGCUGGGCACAGAAAUGAUAGUUACAAAAUCUGGGAGGAGGAUGUUUCCAACAUUUCAGGUGAAAAUCUCUGGGAUGGACCCUUCAGCCGAGUAUGUUCUGCUCAUGGACUUCAUCCCCGUGGAUGACAAGAGAUACAGAUAUGCAUUCCACAGCUCCUCAUGGUUGGUAGCAGGGAGAGCAGAUGUUGCAGCCCCGAGCAGGAUGCAUUUCCACCCGGAUUCACCGGCCCCUGGAUCUCAGUGGAUGAAGCAGACAGUGUCAUUUGACUCUCUCAAGCUCACCAACAACUUGCUAGAUGACAAUGGACAUAUGAUUCUGAACUCCAUGCAUCGCUACCAGCCCCGCUUUCAUGUUGUGUAUGUGGACCCAACACCAAACAGUCAUUUAAACGCAUACAGGAACUUUUGUUCUUUCUCCUUCCCUGAGACACGUUUCAUGGCCGUCACCGCCUAUCAGAACCACAGGAUUACUCAGUUGAAAAUUGCAAGCAAUCCAUUUGCCAAAGGCUUCAGGACCUCAGACCCACAGGCAUGGGAGGGUACUGCAAGUUACCCUGUAGUAUCCUGUCCACCAGAUGGCAGUAGAGAGCCCCUUUCCACCAAACCUAAAGAGCAGGGAACUUGUUCAAACUCUUCAACCAGACAGAAAACGUUCUGUUGUGUGACGCUGCAGGAGUGUGAGCUGCCUCACCAUAAGGAGGACACAGUGGAGCUCAACAUGGAGAGCAAGGAUGGGAACGGCUCAAUGACUCCUGCAAAUUUCCUUAGCAUCCCUGUGUACUGGGACUAUGCUGGACCACCUCAUCAGAAUAUCAAUAAGUAAUAUAAAAUAAAUAAAAAGGUUAAGUGUCUUAAUUAGGUCCCAGGUGUCCUGCUUCUUUUCUUGUCACAUUAUUGUGUAGGCCUAUGGUAGUUAUAGAUAAAAGAUCCUUUAAACUAUUUAUUUGUCCUUUCAAAAAGUGGAGAAAUAAUACUUUACAGCUUUUAUUAUAACUUAAACAGUUA
This is a messenger RNA of Cyprinodon tularosa, 1412 nucleotides long. RefSeq names its product T-box transcription factor TBX1-like. Lineage: Eukaryota; Metazoa; Chordata; Actinopteri; Cyprinodontiformes; Cyprinodontidae. The transcript is spliced from 8 exons. The record is from RefSeq and is a predicted model, not a curated record. Gene Ontology annotation, cellular component: nucleus. Gene Ontology annotation, biological process: positive regulation of DNA-templated transcription; cell fate specification; regulation of transcription by RNA polymerase II. The coding region runs from base 172 to 1230 and encodes 352 amino acids. Gene Ontology annotation, molecular function: DNA-binding transcription factor activity, RNA polymerase II-specific; RNA polymerase II cis-regulatory region sequence-specific DNA binding.